AUGCAAGAAGUAAACCUAGCGUUAAAAGAGUGUGGUUUUGGACGUUUCCACGUGAAGCUACUGCUAUCAGCUUAUGUAGGUUAUACGUGUGGAUUGGCUGUGUCCAUGAACACUCCAUAUAUAUUGCCUAUAGCUGAAUGCGAUUUGAAUAUGAGCUUGUUACAAAAAGGGGUGCUGAAUGCUAUACCGUAUGUUGGAAUGAUUGUGUCAUCAUCAGUAGCUGGAUUUUUAACUGACACAUUCGGUCGAAAACGGUUUAUAGUUUAUGGAUUUUUUGGAAUGUUCAUUUUUACCGUUAUUUCUGGUUUGAGCCAGAGAUAUUACGUUCUAGUAACAUCGAAGUUUUUUGAGGGAUUGCUAUUUGCGGCCUCGUUUAGCCCAUUCUUGGCGUUAACAUCUGAACUGUGCCAUUCCGGUAUCAGGGAUCGAGUGAUGCUGGUCCAAUCGUCCUUUGUGGCCAUCGCACAGAUUUCUGUCGCUUUAAUUUCCUGGGCAAUCCUGAGGUAUGAUUGGAGGGAUACGUUGUUCGAUGGAUAUAUUGUUCUCAACACAUGGAACUACUACCUUCUAAUUAUGUCAUUCUGGUCGCUCCUUGCGAGUAUCUUAUACAUGUUUAUUCCUGAGAGCCCCAAGUACUUGAUAACACAGCACAAAUACAAUGAAGCAAGGUCGGUCCUGAUUCAAAUAUACAACGAAAACACGGGAAAACCAGUUGAAAGUUUUAAGUAUGCAAAUUUAUGGAAAGACACAAUGAAACAAGAUAUAGAUGAAACACCGGAAGGCGAACAGAAAAGCCAACUAUCAGUCGGGUUUGAGAAUAUUAAACCGCUGUUUAAAAGGCCAUUGUUGUGGUAUCUCUUACUCUUCUGCUUUAUAAACUUCUUUACAAUGACGCAAUACAACGUGCUUCGUCUGUGGUUCCCACAACUAUCCACAAUCGUUGAGAACUAUAGACAGAAUGGGACAGAAGAUCUCUGUGUUAUGUUGGACACCUACACUCACGAUCUUCGAAUUAAAAUUAGCAACGCAAGUGUGGAUGACGUGUGUGUACCGGUGCGAAGUGGAGACGAAACUUAUUUAAACACAGUCAUAUUAGGAUGUAUAUGUCUCGUGCCAUUUAUCAUUACGAGUAUCCUAGUGAAUAGGGUUGGCAAGAAGAACUUGUUCCUCGUCUGCGGUUUAUUAUCUGUGGGCUGUACAAUUGGUCUGAGGUGGAGUGUUUCUAAGAUCGCAUUGGUAUCAUUAUUUUCGGUUGGCGUGUCAGCCGCGCAAACUAUGCUGAGUUUGACGCAGGCUAUGAUUGUAGAACAAUUCCCAACAAGUUACAGGUCACUGGCAAUGGGUCUAAUUAUGACGGCUGGUCGUAUGGGCACGUUGAUCGGUAACAUAACAUUCCCAAUUCUGCUGAACUUGGGGUGUGUGGUUCCAUUCUUCACUUUAGCUGGACUUAUGUUAGGCAAUACUACAAUGGCAUUGUUUUUGCCGACCAAGAAGAAAUAG
Messenger RNA from Zerene cesonia (dogface butterfly), 1500 nucleotides. Its product is annotated as synaptic vesicle glycoprotein 2A-like. The record is from RefSeq and is a predicted model, not a curated record. Gene Ontology annotation, biological process: transmembrane transport. Bases 1 to 1500 code for a protein of 499 amino acids. Gene Ontology annotation, molecular function: transmembrane transporter activity. Gene Ontology annotation, cellular component: membrane. NCBI's taxonomy places the organism in Eukaryota, Metazoa, Arthropoda, Insecta, Lepidoptera, Pieridae. The transcript is spliced from 9 exons.